UCAUCCCUCACCCUCACUCUCUCACCCCACCCACAUUACUCUCCCCUCCCAACCCCGCCGCAUGGGUCACCACGCCCGCCGCGAGUCCUACCCCUCCGCCUCCACCUCACGCCUCGACUACCACCACCCCCACGGCCAGCGCCGCCCCGACGCCGGCGCCCUCUCAUGGCCCUUUGGGGACCUCGAGGGCCUGGACGCCGACGCCGUGCGGGAAACGGCGUACGAGAUAUUCUUCACGUCGUGCCGGUCGUCGCCGGGCUUCGGGGGGCGGCACGCGCUGACGUUUUACUCGAGCCACGAGGGCGGAGCCGAGGGGGGGAAGCCGAGCCAGGUGGUGACCAAGCCCACGAGCCGCCUCAAGAAGAUGUUGGGCUUGAGGAUGGCCAAGAGGAGCUCCUCCCGGAGAAUCACCACGACCACCGUCUCUUCCACGCCCUCCUCGCCGGUCGCCGCUCCCGGGAGUCCUCUUUCGCACACCGUCCCGUUCUUCCGCCCGCGUCGCCCCAUGACGGCCGCGGAGAUCAUGAGGCAGCAGAUGCGGGUCACCGAGCACGAUGAUAAUAGGAUGCGGAAAACCCUCUUGAGGACCCUCGUUGGCCAAAUGGGAAGGCGAGCAGACACUAUCAUCAUCCCCUUGGAACUGAUACGCCACCUAAAACCCUCAGAAUUCAGUGAUUCCAAUGAGUACCAUAUGUGGCAAAAGAGGCAGCUCAAAAUCCUUGAAGCAGGGCUCAUCCUCUACCCCUCAAUCCCUCUAGAAAAGACCAACACAUUUGCCACGCGCCUCAGGGACAUCGUAAGUAGUGGGGAGUCCAAAACUAUUGACGCUGGCAAAAACUCAGACACCAUGAGAAGUCUUUGCAACUCUGUGGUUUCCCUGUCAUGGAGAAGCCACAAUGGUACUCCCACGGAUGUUUGCCACUGGGCUGAUGGAUUCCCUUUCAACAUUCACCUCUACACGGCUCUUCUUCAGUCCAUUUUUGACGUCAGGGAUGAGACAUUGGUGCUAGAUGAGGUUGAUGAGCUACUUGAGCUGAUCAAGAAAACAUGGUCUACUUUGGGGAUCACCUUGCCAAUUCACAAUGUGUGCUUCACUUGGGUGCUGUUUAUGCAGUAUGUAAACACUGGCCAGAUAGAAUCUGACCUUCUUUGUGCCUCACAUGCCAUGUUGAAUGAGGUGGCGAAUGAUGCCAAACGAGAAAAGGACUUUAUGUAUGUUAAGAUACUGUCAUCAGUGCUGACCUCAAUGCAGGGUUGGGCAGAGAAGAGGUUGCUUAAUUACCAUGACUAUUUCCAAAGAGGGAAUGUUGGUCAAAUCGAAAACCUUCUUCCUUUGGUGUUGACAGCCUCAAAAAUUUUAGGUGACGAUCUGACAAUCACAGAGCGGGAAGGGGGAGAGAAACGAGACAUAACCUUAGUGGAUUCAUCUUGUGACCGGGUUGACAAAUAUAUUCGUUCUUCCAUGAGAAACGCAUUUGAUAAGGUCUUAGAGGGAGUGAAUACCAAGUCUGUUGAAUUUGAAAGAAGGAAGGAAUUGAAUGAAGUUCUGCUCCAACUGGCUCAGGAGACUGAAGCAUUGAUGACGAAGGAAAGACAUCAUUUUAGUCCAGUUCUCAAGAAAUGGCAUUCAACAGCAAGUGCAGUUGCAGCAAUGAUGUUGCACAACUGCUAUGGCAAAGUGCUGAAGCAGUACGUGAGUGAAGUGACCUCAUUGACAACCGAGUCAGUUCAGGUGUUGCAGAAGGCUGCAAAGCUAGAAAAGGUAAUGGUCCAAAUGAUGGUUGAAGACUCUAGCGAGUGUGAUGAUGGUGGCAAAACAGUAAUCAGAGAGAUGGUUCCCUAUGAUGUUGAUUCAGUCAUAUUGAGUCUUCUGGGAAAAUGGAUAGAAGACUCAUUGAAAAAAGGCAACGAGUGUUUGCAGAGGGCAAAAGAAACUGAAGCAUGGAGUCCAAAGUCCAAAACUGAGUCACACGCACAAUCAGCUGCGGAGCUAAUGAAAUUGGCCGCGGCAACUGUGGAGGAAUUCUUCCAAGUUCCAAUAGCAAUUACCGAAGAUUUGGUUGAAGAUCUUGCUGAUGGAUUGGAAAACCUCUUCCAAGACUACAUGAAGUUUGUUGCAUCAUGUGGUUCAAAACAAAGUUACAUUCCUAUGCUUCCCCCACUUACCAGAUGCAACAGUGACUCAAAAUUCUCAAUGCUGUGGAAGAGAGCUGCUCCAUGCAGUGCUGGUUUUGACACUCAUAUACAACACGUUAAUGGAAAACACGAAGGUAACAUUCCUCGGCCAUCAACUAGCCGUGGAACACAACGCCUCUACGUUCGUGUCAACACUUUGCACUAUCUCCACACUCAAAUACAUUCUCUGGAGAAAACACUCUCUUUGAACCCUGGAGUUGUUCCUUCAAAUCGCCUUCGCUUUGCAAGCAACCGCAAGAGUUGUUGUUCAUACUUGGAAACAGUGAGCAUGUCCAUUCUAGUAGCCUGCCAACACGUGGCAGAAGUCGCUGCAUACCGUCUUAUAUUUCAGGACUCUGCCUCAGUGUUGUAUGAUAGCCUCUACGCUGGUGGAGUUAAUAGAGGUCAGAUAAAAGCUGCAUUGAGAGUCAUCAAGCAGAAUCUCGCACUAAUUACAACAACUCUGUCAGAUAGAGCUCAACCAUUGGCAUUGAGGGAAGUGAUGAAGGCUUCCUUUGAUGCAUUCCUUAUGGUUCUGCUUGCUGGUGGAAGCUCGCGCGUUUUUCACCGGCAUGACCACGAGGUCAUCCGAGAGGACUUUGAGAAUUUGAAGAGAGUUUUCAGCAACUGUGUGGAAGGGUUGGUGGCAGAGAAUGUGGUGGAUGCAGAGGCUGCAGUGGUGGAGGGAGUGAUUUCAUUGAUGGGCCUAAGUAGUGAACAACUGAUCGAAGAUUUCAGCAUUACGAGCUGUGAGUCAAGUGGGAUAGGAUUGAUGGGUAAUGGAAUGAAGUUGCCAAUGCCUCCUACAACGGGAAAGUGGAACAGAUCAGACCCCAACACCAUAUUGAGGGUGCUGUGCCAUAGAAAUGAUCGAUCAGCAAAUCUGUUCUUGAAGAGAACAUUCCAAUUGGCAAAGAGAAGAUGAUGAGAGAUUAAGAGGAAGCAGAUGCUCAUAAAGUUGAAGAUCUGAGAUAAAAAAAAAACUGGCAAUGCAUUUUUUUUGUAUAUUAUUCCUGCUUUGUGAAACUUGUGGUACUGUGGGGAGGGAGCGGGUUGUGUUUUUCCAUUCUUUUGGAAAUUGGAGGUGCAAGCACCUGGGUGGGUUGGGGAGGGAAAGGGAGAAAGAGGGAGAAAAUUUGUAUUUGAAACUUGAAAGAACACACCCUCUGAAAUGGAGGGGAAAAAAGUCAAGUAAUGUUUGUUUGCAUCAUUGAAGAAAACAUGAAAAGACGAAAACAAAAUUCGACUAAACUGUUCUAUUUUAGUAUGUAAC
Molecule: messenger RNA, 3448 nt
Organism: Cajanus cajan (pigeon pea)
Lineage: Eukaryota; Viridiplantae; Streptophyta; Magnoliopsida; Fabales; Fabaceae
Product: protein unc-13 homolog
Source: RefSeq, a predicted model, not a curated record